GCAGGUUCUCGGCGAAUUUGUGACACAGUGUUUCCGAGAAUCGCUGUUUGGUUUUUUAAUUUUCAUAGUCGACUUUAAUCGUAACAUUUAACGUAAAAUAUGUUAUUGUAUAGAAUAAAUAGGUUAAGGUUUGGCAGCGAGAAUUUGGCAGAUGAAGAGUGAUCGCAUCUGUGAUGAGUUCGGAUUUCUUCAGACAUGUGGGGAAACGAAGAAAAGAUAAACGAAAAAAAUAUAAUUAUACUCGACUAGAAACUGACGACGAAGAAAUUCAUGGCCGAGACACGACCGAAGAUGAAAUCUCGUCUUCUCAGGUUUAUCCUCUCAAAGAAAGGAAAUCGCCCCCAUCCAAAUCUGUCCAUUAUUUGGAACACCAAAUUCGGGAGGGCGACUCUCUUCAAAACUUAUCUCUCCUCUAUCGUUGCCCGGUAGCAGAAUUGAAAAGGGCAAAUAGAUUACUCAGCAAUCAAGAGUUUUAUGGCCUAAAGAAAAUUAAAAUUCCUGUUAAGAGUUACAGUAUUUUGACCGAGAUCUUACCCUCUGCCGGAUGCAGCAAUGGCACAGUUGAUGCAGAACAGGAAGGGGAAUCUGUAAGAACGUUCCACUUGGGGAUAGGUCGAGUCCUGAAUGGAGAGGAGAGAUCGGAAGCGGCGGCAUUCCUGAAGAAAAUGGAUGAAGACCUGACCAAAAUAAGGGAAUCCACAAAACUCUAUAAAGAUUCGUUAGAGGAGGCAGCUGUCACGCUGACUGCUCCGCAGUUCCGACCACUGGUGGACGGCGGGGGUGCAAAGUAUAACGGGGCUGACUGCGGUCUCCAGUGGAAGACACUGAUCGUGGUGAUAGUAGUCUUUGCAUUGAUUUUGCCAAUCAUCGUAAUUCUAUAUAUUCAGUUACACAAAAGUUUGGUGCCUCAGGUAAACAAUUCAACAGAAAUUCAUAGUCAGAAUGGUGGCUAAAUAUUUUUCUUACCGAGAUAUAUUUUUAAUGUGAGCAAUAAAUUAAUACUUCAAAAAAAUUUUCUAGGACAAAUUAAAAUUUACUCAGUCUGAUAUACUAAAAAACUCAGGAGUUUUGGUUGUUAAAAUCUUAAUUACUUGUAAAUUUGGAAUUCUUUAAAAGUCUAGUCAAAUUUA
Messenger RNA from Centruroides sculpturatus (bark scorpion), 1130 nucleotides. RefSeq names its product lysM and putative peptidoglycan-binding domain-containing protein 3-like. The coding region runs from base 174 to 953 and encodes 259 amino acids. The record is from RefSeq and is a predicted model, not a curated record. The transcript is spliced from 2 exons. Lineage: Eukaryota; Metazoa; Arthropoda; Arachnida; Scorpiones; Buthidae.